Macadamia integrifolia is the source of this 2691-nucleotide messenger RNA. RefSeq names its product phosphate transporter PHO1 homolog 3-like. Gene Ontology annotation, biological process: cellular response to phosphate starvation; phosphate ion transport. Gene Ontology annotation, molecular function: inositol hexakisphosphate binding. Lineage: Eukaryota; Viridiplantae; Streptophyta; Magnoliopsida; Proteales; Proteaceae. The coding region runs from base 1 to 2421 and encodes 806 amino acids. Gene Ontology annotation, cellular component: Golgi apparatus; plasma membrane; trans-Golgi network. The transcript is spliced from 13 exons. The record is from RefSeq and is a predicted model, not a curated record.
AUGAAGUUCGGGAAGGAAUUUAUAUCCCAAAUGGUACCAGAAUGGCAAGAGGCCUACAUGGACUACAACAAUCUCAAGAUUCUCCUCAAAGAGAUCAUUCGCUUCAGGCAAAGAACUAAGCCUCUGGUCUCCACCCCAAGCGGCCUCAAGCGGAAGCCAACCUUGUAUAGAGCUUUCAGUGGCCUAAUCCAGAGGAACAUCAAGAGCCCCAACAGCGGCGCCGGUGGAGACAUGGAAGAUCAAGUGGUACUGGUAAGAGCCAUGCAGAGUGAUCAGGGUUCAUCAUCAUCUGAUCAUCAUCAAGUCAAGUACCGGACAAACUUUCUCAUGUCAGCCGAGGAAGGUGGAGAGUACGAGCUGUUGUAUUUCAGGAGACUAGACGAUGAGCUCAACAAGGUUAACAAGUUCUAUAGGGAAAAGGUUGAGGAGGUCCUUAAGGAGGCCAACCAGUUGACUAAGCAAAUGGAUGCUUUGAUUGCGUUUCGGAUUAAGGCUGAGAAUCCCAACAUCGACGUCGAGAGCUUCGAUCAUAAAGGCGAGAUGCGUCGCCUUGCUUCUGAGGUUGCUGCCUCCACUGCCGCAUCGAGGGCUUCUACUCCCUCCGGUGCUAAGACUCCUGGAUCCACCAGGGAGUCAGGAUACAUGAAUGUAAUAGAAGAAUUUUUACUAAACAACGGAGGGAAUUUGGAUGACUCAAGUGCAGACAUAGAUGUCAUUGAGCUCGAAAGUACCAAAUCUAGCAUUCGUGAAGAGAAGCCAGACAGCAUCAAGGGCACCAAACCAACCCCUUUACAAAUCCUUAACCAUGUGAAGCUCAACAACACACUUGAGACUCCCUGCUCCACCGUUAAAGGCAUUCUCAAGAUCCCAAUGAACAGAGAGCUUAACCUUCAGGGCCUGAAGAAAGUUGAAGGACAACUGAAGCAGACAUUCAUCGAAUUUUAUCAGAAGCUUCGACUUCUUAAGAGCUACAGCUUUUUGAAUCUGUUGGCAUUCUCAAAGAUAAUGAAGAAAUAUGACAAGACCACUUCAAGGAGUGCAGCCAGGGCUUACCUGAAAAUGGUUGAUGACUCCUAUCUUGGCAGCUCCGAUGAGGUCACUAGGCUUAUGGAGAGAGUGGAAGCUACCUUUAUCAAGCACUUCUCAAACUCAAACCGCCGUAAGGGUAUAAAAAUCUUGAGACCAAAAUCAAAGAAAGAAAAGCAUAGAGUAACAUUUUCCAUAGGCUUCUUUACUGGUUGUGCUACAGCUUUACUAGUGGCCCUUAUUUUGAUUAUACAUGCAAGACAUAUCCUGAACAAGAAAGGGAGUUCCCAAUACAUGGAAACCAUGUUUCCACUCUACAGCUUGUUUGGAUUUGUUGUCCUACACAUGGUCAUGUAUGGUAUUAAUAUAUACCUUUGGAGGCGCUACCAAGUCAAUCAUCCCUUCAUAUUUGGAAUCAAACAAGGAACUGAAUUGGGGUACCGAGAAGUCUUCCUCCUCAGCUCAGGGCUUGCAGUACUUGCAUUUUCCAGUGUGCUUGCAAACCUUAACAUGGAGAUGGAUCUGAGAACAAAAGAGUACAAGUCAAUCACUGAACUAGUCCCUCUGGGAUUAUUUUGUCUAGUACUUGUCAUAACAUUUUGCCCAUUUGACAUUAUAUACCGUUCAAGUCGCUUCUUCCUACUCCGAUCUGCUUUCCACUGUAUCAGUGCCCCUCUCUACAAGGUUACUCUCCCGGAUUUUUUCCUAGCAGACCAGCUAACUAGCCAGGUCCAAGCCAUUAGAAGUCUGGAGUUUUACAUCUGCUAUUAUGGUUGGGGAGACUACAUACACAGAAGAAACACCUGCAAAAAUUUUCAUGUCUACCAAACUUUCUUUUACAUAGUUUCUGUAUUUCCUUAUUGGUCCCGCUUCCUUCAGUGCCUCCGACAGUUGUAUGAAGAGAAAGACCCAAUGCAAGGAUACAACGGAUUGAAAUACUUCUCGACCAUUUUGGCUAUUGUUAUGAGGACAGCUUACAGUAUGAGUAAUGGACCACAUUGGCAGGUGUUAGCUGCGAUUACAUCAGCCAUUGCAGCAAUUCUGAGCACCUAUUGGGACCUUGUUAUUGACUGGGGGCUUCUACAACGUAAAUCGAAGAACCGAUGGUUGAGAGACAAGCUUCUUAUCUCUCACAAAAGCGUAUAUUUCGGAGCCAUGAUCUUGAAUGUUCUACUCAGAUUUGCCUGGCUUCAAACUGUUCUGAACUUUCAAGUAUCUUUCCUACAUAGAGAAGCCUUGAUAUCAAUAGUUGCAAGCCUAGAGAUUAUUCGCCGUGGCAUUUGGAAUUUCUUCAGGUUGGAGAAUGAACACCUGAACAAUGUUGGGAAAUUUCGUGCCUUCAGAUCAGUACCUCUCCCAUUUAAUUGUGAUGAGGAUGAAGAUAAAGAUGAAUAAGGAUCAACCACAAUCCACAAAGACAAAAGGGUAUUAGGCCAGAACAAUCAAUCCCUACAGAAAUAUUAGAUUAAAGUAGUUGUUGAACUGACAAAAGAUGGCCAUAUCAACAACUAAGAUGCAGACUUUCAGUUCAAUAAUGUGCAGUGGAUAAGCCGUGGUUAGACAGGAACAAUAAAACCAGCAGAAUGUAACUGAUUCAGUAGCAACAGAACAGAUUUACAUUUGUUUUGGUUAACUAUUGUGUAUAUUAUCUUUCAUUUUUCAGUC